Neodiprion fabricii is the source of this 8585-nucleotide messenger RNA. RefSeq lists its product as uncharacterized. The coding region runs from base 805 to 6330 and encodes 1841 amino acids. Gene Ontology annotation, cellular component: nucleus. Gene Ontology annotation, molecular function: DNA-binding transcription factor activity, RNA polymerase II-specific; RNA polymerase II cis-regulatory region sequence-specific DNA binding. NCBI's taxonomy places the organism in Eukaryota, Metazoa, Arthropoda, Insecta, Hymenoptera, Diprionidae. Gene Ontology annotation, biological process: regulation of transcription by RNA polymerase II. The record is from RefSeq and is a predicted model, not a curated record. The transcript is spliced from 2 exons.
CGAGGGCCACCUCCUAUAUGCUGAGUUUUUGCCCUAAAGCUCAGGUUAGCAGUAGUACGGAAACUAAGAGUAGCCGUAACAAGACCGCGGUCGGUCGGUCGUCGUGGUCGGUCGGUCGGUCGGUCGCUCGGUCUACCGCCAGUCAUACCGAGCCUCGAGUCAGCCCGAGUUUAAAAUCCCAGCAGACGUCUUCGAGCGUUCGACCCACUACAAACUCGGGAUAGUAGUAGCACGUCGUAGCAGGCAUCGUCAAGUGCAACGCUACCAGCCUCUUAGUGCAUACAAUAGCUACAUGUAUAGUUACGCACCGCGAUUCGCUCGUCGUUAAAAUUCUUCACGCGGGCACUGACUGGACCGACCUCCCCAAGUCCGUCAAGAACCGUUUGGCUCAUACGGGGUGUAGUGUGCAGUUUCGAGGUGUUUUGAUGUUUGUUAAACAAAGAGACAUUUUCGAAAUAUCUAAUUGUUUCCCUGAGUUUUCCCAAAACCUUAAUUCCUUGGGCCGUGUCAGCUAGCGACGACGGAGGGAACAUGACAAAAGGUGGCAUCACUGGAGAUGUGUUGGAAGCGCGGACGGAGCCGCGUUCAUUGAUAUUGACGCCAUUUUACUAACCUUUUCGGCGCGGUGGAAUAAUUCAAGCGCUACGAAGCUAUUAAUUUGCGCGUGACCGAUCGUCGUUUAUCGGCAUACCCUGGACGCAUUUGCGGGAAGAGUAUUUCGAUAUAAUAUUUCGUAUACGAGAAUACGGCGAUCAGAUAGGAAUCACCCACUAAGGUGACCCUGCGAUCGCAGUCAACGUUAUUAUGGAAGAUGGAGACGGGGAGAGCAAAGUUAUGGAUACCGCAGCUGCUGCAGUCAACAAUGAAUGCAAGGAGACUGACUACGAAGAAUCAAACAACGAAACAAUUUAUUCAUGUUCAGACCAAAUCAAUACGAGUUCGUUAGAAAAUUUAUAUUCCUCAGAGUCUGAAGAUAACGCUAGCAAGAGCCUUGGUUCGUCUUCCAGAAUAGCAUACAAAGGUUUCAAAAAGCGCAUUCUUGCCCAGACGCAAGAAAAUCAACCCUCUAUAUUGCGGAAAGAAUCCGUAGAAAUACAAUUUCAAACAAAAGCCUUAAAUUCAAGAGGAGUCAAAGAGAAGAAGUUGGAUACUAAGAGAGGAAAAAUCACUGAGUACGCCCAGUACCUGGGGCUUCAACCUGCGGCAAAAUACAAGUGUUUGAAGUGUCAGUCAGGAGCGACUUUCUGUACCAUGUCGAUGUUGAAACAGCACCAGCGAAACUGUACCACAUCAAUGUCUCCGAUGCAGGGAGUUUUGGGAAGUCCCGAAUCUACCUCAAUGCCAAUAGCUACAAACUUUAGGAUUACGCGCAAAGUAUAUCUGUGCUCUGCUUGUGGCACGUACUUUGAGAACUGGAAUCUUUUCCUGCACAUGCGAGAGGUUCACAAGCGACACAUAUGUCUGUUUUGCCUUGGAAUGUUUGGUCAAGCCGAGAGACUCUCGUAUCACUUGUCAAGCAAGCAUAGUGUACCAGAGACAGAGUUUCAAUCUGUCGAAGAUUUCUAUAAUGCUUUCAAAGGUUCCUGCUACCUAAUUUGCUGCAAUUGUGAGAAAGUGUUUUCCGAGACUGAUGACUUUUAUAACCACUUUUGUUCUGUGCCACAGAGACAACCUACUGCUAAGACAUGCUCGGUUUGUCGGCAAACUGACUCGCAUGCUUCUUCUUGCGCUUUGGUUUCAGAAGCCCGACCAGUAACUGCGGAUACGACUCUGCUACCGGUAAGUAGCACCUUGUCUAUGAAAGCGCAAAUGCAAUCAGCAGUUGGGAAUGGAAAGGGUACGUGUAAACGAAUAAUACGAAAUAACAGGCUAAAGCCAAGCAAUUCGUCAAAAAUAUUCGAUUCCUCGGUUCAAAAACUAUUUGAGACUGAAAAGACAGAGGAAAAAGCACAGCUUAUUCCUGGAAAUGACGACGGCAGCGAAUCUUAUUGCGGCACAAGCGAGAGCUCUGAUACAGAGUUUCUCAUUGGCACUGCCAGAGAUACGGUGGCUGAAACGAUUAUGGAGGUUUCAAGAUGCAUCGAAAUGACAGGUGUUGACGAUUCAGCACGUAAAAGUGAGAAGCCAGAGGACGAAGCUUGCAGUAAGAAAUCACCACGAGAUGCCAGCACGGAGAGUUACGAUAGUGUGACAGAAACCAUUAUGGAAGUGUCGCGAUUUCACGGGGAUUCAAGUCAAGUAUCAGGUCAGGAUAGCAAACAGGAGUUGGAAGAUAGUUCCCAGUGGAAAGAGCCCAUAAAAAGCACAGAGUUGGUUCAAGUACAGGAUUUAGUGUCAUUGAGCCUGAAUCCGGAACUAGACGAACGACUCAAUUCAGCAGGUUCCAUCUGUAAUGAGUCAGCCAACGAGGAACCGAAUAGUAGCGGGAUGCCAGUUACUACUCAGAAUGAUGAGACCUCACCUCAGAUUCAAAGGCCUGACAGUCCUGUUAAAAGUUCAGUGUCACAUUCUUUAUUUAGUCCUCAACAUGAAGUACAAACUUUGGAUGAUAUUUUGAAGGGAACCCCACCCAAAGAAGAUGUGGAGAAGGAAGAAUCUGAGGCGCCUCUCGAAGAAGAAGAGCCUAAUGAGUCUACUGAAAAAGAAGAGGUUGACGAGUUUGGAGAACCUCAAACAUCCGUGUCGUUCAAUGCAGUUGCUGCGACAGAUAGAAGUCUAGUAAUUAAAAUCUGCACGAACAGAGUUUCGAAGUUCUCAGUAUCCAAUGCAAAUACCAUGGUUAACAGCAGAGAGAACUACAACAUAAAUCGAGAGUCGGAAGAGAAUAAUAAUGGCGAAGGUACUACAUCCGAAGAAAAGACACCGAAUUUAUCAGAAAUAGAAAGAGACAGUACCGGCGGUUAUCAAUUAGAUGCAGAGGAAAGUGACACUGACAGUGAGAAGCUAGCUGUCGUGGAUUGCCCCUUAGAUGAAACUGAGAAACUAGCCAAAGACACAAAUGAUGAGAAUAAUUCUGGGGGUGAGAAGUCGCGAGAUGGGAAUCAGGACAAGACUGACUUUGAAUUGGAUGGGAUUCUUUUAGCUGGCCAAGAAGUUCCAAGUAUAGAUCUCAAUGUUGAAGGUACUAUGGAGAGCAUGGAAAUUGAAACACUUCUUAAGCACUGUAUAGAAGCGGCAAGUCCGACUUGCAUCUAUUGCAACCACGCUCGCCAAAUAGCUGUGAAUGGAAGGCAGUUGGGACUCCACAUGCUAGCUGAACAUAGAUUCCUUCCCCAACAUCCUGCUAUUAUAAUCCACAGAGAACAGUUUAUAUCAAGGAUAAAGAAGGCCCUGCAAAGUAUUGAAGCUUAUUUCUUCAAUUUAGAUAGCUAUAAUUCUACAGCAGGCACAUACAACGUAUCCAACGGUAGAUCAUACGAAUGCUUUCACUGUCGCUUUCAUUCGUCGGUACACAAAGAAUUGUAUCUACAUAACAGAAAAAUGCACCAAAAGACCAUAUUAAUAUGUAUUAUGUGCAAGUCCACAUUUUACAGCUAUAGUGAAUUGUUGUGCCACAUAUGUCCAGGAGUUUACUCGCCCAAUAUAAACGUCAAGUAUCGCUGCUGUCUCUGCACCACUAAUAAUUUGCCUUCUGCGUUCCGGCUGAUGGUUCACCUUCGGAAGCGACAUCACGCGUGCGAUGUUUGUUUGGAAUCUACGGGAAACCAGCAGAGACUAUCCAACCAUGUCUGGAAACACAAACUCCAUCAUUUAUGCUACAGAUGUGGAAUUGCUUAUAGGAAUAAACCAGAUAUCACUAAGCACCUCUUUUGGAAACAUGGCACAGAGAGUGUUGUGUGCAAAAAGUGUUUGCAGAAGAAAUGGCCACACGUUUAUCAUUUUUGUAUCCCACCAACUGCCUUUGUCUGUGAAGAAUGCAACUCGAGUUUUUCUCGAGCAGUAGCUUUGAAGGUGCACAAGCGAUUACAUUCCAAUGAUUCACCUUAUAGCUGUGAGAAUUGUACUGCACAAUUCAUAUCAAAGAAGUUGAUGCUCAAGCACAAAAAGAAUCACAAAGAACAAGUUGAUAUCCGUGUAGAUGUUCCUGAUGAGACUCAUCGUCGGCUGCUCAAUGAUGAGGAAAGGUCUGGGAAAGAUAAAGUAACAAGUAAUGACAGUGUGGCAGAGAUAGUAGACGUUGUUAAAGAGAGCAAAGAAAGCAUUAAGAAAGUAGUCGAUGUUUACGAUUUGCCACCGUUGAAUUUAUCCUCAGAUAGUGACUCGGACAGCCAAGAUGAGAAAGGUCAACCUUCCAAGGGAUCAAACCAAGGAACUCCUGCUCAAGAUAUACUCAAACAAGAAUCCAAAAGUAUGGAUGAUAAAUUUGUGGAACCUGUUCACCUUACGCCGAGUGAGUUUACAAAGACUUCAGUUGAAAUUGAUCUGAUCGAAGACGAGAAAAAAGAAGAGGUUCAAAUAAUUGACGGGAUUUGGGAUAAUUUUAAGUCAUAUACGGCUAGUCUUGAAAUGAAAGAGUCAUCUAGUACGGAGAAAAAAAAUAGUGAUGAAGAAAUAGAAAUUUUGAGAAAGAUCAUAUUGUCUGAUCAUGACUAUUGUGUGGUUGCAUCUGAAAUGGAAAAAAUAAAUCCUUCAUCUGGUGAAGAAGGCGUAAAUGCUGGAAAUAGUAAGACUCACGGUACAGAACAUGAUUAUAAUGGUAAACCUUCCAAAAGCCCAGAAAUGCAACCAGCAGUCAUUCAAAAUGCAGGCUGUGAAAAUGAAACCAGUAAAAAGAAACCUAAAACGCCACGCAAGAAGAAGCAUAGCGGUAGCACGUCAUCAAGUGAUUCGUCCAGCAACAGCGAUUCCAGCAAUUGCUCAUGCGGAACUAAUUGUAGCUGCAGCAGCUCAUCAUCUGGCAGCUCUUCAUCUGGUUCCUCCAGUAGCUCAGAGUCAGAUAGCUCUGCGUCUGAGGGAUCACCUCGCAAACAACUCAAUCGCAAGGAUCGCAGAAAGUUCAAGGACUUGACGAAACGAGGUAACUCUGAUUCGGUUGAACCUGAUUCCAUUGUAGCGCCACUGCAAAUUGAAAACGGUCCCAGUCCUGCCGACAUGUGUAAUCCGGCACCUCCUCCAGACACUUUACUCAGAGAAUCCGAUCUUGAUACAGACGAGACUGAAACUGACGAAGACUUUUACGACGAACACCCCCAACAGCUUGCCAAUAGGCUAUUAACUGAAAAGCGUAAUCAGUUGACGCUGCUUGCUGCUGUUGCACCUGCUUCUUCAGAUUCACCAGUGACAGAGCACCUCAACAACGGAGCAAUAAACAUGACAGAACACAUUGUAAAACAAGCUCCCCCACUUAUUGCUGCAAGCCGUGAAAACACUCCACAGCCAAAGAAGAAAGCAAAAACAAAGAAACGGAAGAAAAGUGACAAAGACAAACAGCGAACGAGCACCCCAACUGUUGAAUCCAUAAAGUUGAACAUUCCGAAAUCCUUUUAUCAAACAAAACCGGGAUUUGUCUCAAGUACGCCAGAUUUUAUAACUGUUGUACCCAGCAGAUCUUCCACUCCAAACUUCUCGGGACCUGGCCCAGAAGUAUGUUCUGCAAAGGAAUCUCACACAGGGAACUCAAGUGCUAUUCACACAGUUGGAAGCGAAUCUGAAACUGAUAACAAACGUUCAUCGAAAAGAAAGCGAGUUCCGAAACGUUUUUACGGCGACUCGAGCGAUGAAGAUAGUGAAAAGCAACCAGCAUUGAAAUGGAGAAAGGUCGAACCCCCGCCACCUGCUCCUGCUCCAGCUCCAGUUACAAAUCUGAGACCUUUACAGACAGCGUUCUUUGAUAAGUCACUGCCUUUUGCUUCAGUUACAAAGCAUGUGGAAUCCCCAACGUUUGCAGUAUCUGAUAGCGAGUCUGAAGCACAGGCAGAUAGUAGUAGCGAUUCAAGUGGAUCUGACACUGAACUGCAUCAGCAGGAACAACGACAACAGCAGCCACUUCUACACCAGCAUCAUCAAUUGCAGCAGCAGCAGCAGUCGCAGGUGCAACAUUAUCAUCAUGAACAACAACCACCGCCGAUGCAUCAUCUACUGCAACACAACUCUCACACAACUGAGAAUAAUGCUCCAGUCUUGGAACGUUCUGACAAUUUAUAUUGCUAUUGCCAGUGUCCUUAUGACGAAGUAUCGGAAAUGAUCGCUUGUGACGGGGAUGACUGCCGCAUCGAGUGGUUUCACUUUGAGUGCGUAGGAAUAAUGGUGCCCCCAAAAGGAAAGUGGUAUUGCCCAGAUUGUCGGAAGAAGCAUGGCAUUGUUAACAGUAAUGACGAUUACUUUGAUUGAUAAUACCAACAACGAGCAUUCAACUAAAGAGUUGAAACUGCAUACAUCUAUCUUGAAGAAAACUGAAUCAUUUACGUUGAACUAUCAAAGUGAAAGAAAAGAAAUGACUCAGUCUGACGACAGAAUGCUUAGGCUCCCUCGUGCAAAAAUGUAUCCACGAGAUCUAUAAAGUGAUACGAGCCCAGGAGGUAGUCGAUCAAACUGUUGAAAUUGGUUCAAUACCCAAAGAUGUAGCAAAUGCUUCCAGGUAUAAUAGCUGACAUUUUUCUCCUUUUCGUCUCAUGAUGAAUAACGCAAUAGUGACCUGUGUUGAUAUUUUUCUCAAACCAGCAAUUGUUUGUAUAUAAUUGUAAAUAUAACGUAGAGUUUAUAACGAUGAAAUGAGGAUUUCCUGUAAAAAUUUGUUUGUACUUCUUUUAAUGCCAUCAGUGUAGAUUACUCUAGGUAAACCCUAAAAUCGUAGAGAAUAGCUCGCAUAUGUUGUACGAAAGUUCUGAUAACUGGACGGAAGUGAAAAUGGAAUGAAGAAGAUUUUAAAACAGUUAUAAAAUUUGUAAGCACUGAUGCGGUUGUUGUCACUGCUGGCAGUGUCUAGGCCUGUAUUCCUGUUACGUUCAUCCGUUUUCAGGUGCAAAUACUUCUAACCGGUGCUGUACUGCCCAACGCAUUUUUCCCUGUCUCACAUUAAAAAUUAUUACAUAGCUAAAAAAUUUUCCUAUCGCCGCGCGUAGCUAGCAUAAUAUUUAUUUUACAUACAUUUUCCGCUUAACACCCCCCUUCCCCCAGAUAUAUACUUGCAUGAAUUAUUUCUAAAGUACAAUUUUCAUUGAUUAAAAAUAGAUCAAUGACUUCAUAAUAAUUGUUGUCGUUGAUAAGGAUUAAACAUGCAGACACAAGGAAGCAAAGUUGAGCUGAUAUGAAUAUAUGUUCCACGUUUUGCGUAGCAAAAAUUCUUAUGCAAAUACAUUGUUGGAUUAAGCUAUUACUGUACGUGAUAAAGUAAUUCUAAGUAGUCUCAUUCUAGAAAAUGGAAUGUUCAAUCGAUUAAAUUACAAUUUUAGCAUGACUUACGACCGAGCAGCGAUUAACAAUUGUUAUAACGUUUUGUAUUUUACUGUUCAUGUUCAUUAUUCGCACUUAAUCAUUAUUAGUUGCAAUAUAUACAGUUAUCUUGAUAGUCAGUAAAGCUUAUUUAUAAUAAUACUUAUGUAUCAUUACAAUAACUUGUGUUGUACUUCACCUAUUGUUACACUAUGUAUUUAUGCCAGUAAAUUCCUGGUCAAUUAUUGUGUAUGUUACGUUCACUCUAGACUAUUUGUCACAAAGAAAAAUAUUUUCAAAAGUGAUUCUAGACAAAUAAUCUUCGCUUUGUUCCGCUUUAAACAAUUUAUAUCAGAUUCAAGUUUCUUUUCUGGGAAAGUACGAAUAAUUACUUUUGAUCGUUAUACGCAACAGCUUGGCCCAACUAGGAUGAUGUAACAUACGUAUAGUUUUUCUCCUAAUGGAGCCGAGAUUUAUACUUUGCGAAUGGUAGUGAUAUUCAACACUUUGCUCGUACCUCGACUUGGCUUAUCGUGUUGAACGACAACUUUAGAUUUAUCAUGUAAGAAAUAGCGGAAAUACAUUAGUAAAUGAGGCAUCAAUUUUUCGUUGAUAAUUUUUCUAAGUGAGGUGAUCCGGAAUUCGACAAGCGAGGCAAAAAUGAUAAGUUGAAUCAUAUUUCGACGCCAAAACAGUGAAACAAUCAGUUGAUCAAUUUUAAUAAAUGACCUUCCAACAUUCCGUAAAUUUGGAAAGUAAUUAACGAUAGACGGUUGAAACCGUACAUCAAGUAACUCGGUAUUUAAUAAAUAAUUAAGUGCAACAGUUCUACAGCGGUCCUAUAACACGUACAAUACAUAUAGUGAGUAGAUGAUCUCAUGUUAUAAAAGUAGUCUGUGAAAUUUCUAAUUUCGAUAUCACACGAUAAAAUUCACAAGUUGUCAAAACUCAGUGCUGAGCCAAACGAUGAGUGAAAAACUUGUGGAUGGAAACUGCAGUAGAUCUAUGAACGUUGCAGAUUUUAAAGAUGUAACCGCAUUAUGACACAUAACUUACUGAUAUUUGUCUUGUCGAAUUGUAUCAAUGUGGAGUAUCCUUGGCCGAUGAAAUAAUAUUCGUCUCCGCAGUGGGUUCGAUGCCCAAAAUUUCCACAGCAAAAUCUUUGUAAGAUAUAUCCUGUACCAUAAAAUAAUAUACUACUAUAAGCAAUCGAA